AUGGUUUAUGAGUAUCUCCAAGAGAAGUUCGAAACCAUCUGUCAAAUUCAAGGAGCACCAACAGCGCUCUCAUUCUUUUCAACUGCGUUGUCUAUUAUCUUUUUUAUCCCAAACAUUCCUGGAAAUGUCCUAUUGAUCCUAGCAGUGGCUAUCGAUCCUCACAAGAACCUUCAUUGUCCCUUCAACCACCUCAUGGGCAACCUUGCCUUAGCUGAUCUUAUCGUAGGCGUGGUAACCAUUCCCCUCUCGAUUAACUUUCAUCUUAAAGAAGGCCUCGGAAUUAAAGUUACAGAUUUCGAAUUACAUAUUUACCACAUGUCCUAUUUUAUAAGCGGAACUGCUUCAGUACUUAGCAUCGCUUCACUGGCUGUUGAGAGAUACCUCGCCAUAUCCAAUCCACAUACCUAUCGGAACAAGGUCACCGGUAAAAGGAUCCUAGGCACCGUUGCCGGUAUAUGGAUAGUAUCGUUAAGCUUGCCGUUCAUAUAUUUCGAGGUCGAUUAUAUCACCUGCAGUUUUAUACUGACAAAUUCUACAGUCGUUGUCUCCAUUGCCAUUACCUGUUUCACAUACGGUAUGAUGCUGUAUAAAUUCAAAGAUCAUAACCGUCACCUCGAAAUGGCUGCGGUUUCGCAAGUCAAUUUGGCAACUAGUUCCCAACCCUCGAAUUCUCGCUUGCACAACAACGCGGUCCAUUGGGAACACGCGAUGACGAAGAUGUUCUUGGUCGUCAUGGUAACACUAUUAUCUUGCUACGGUCCUGCAACCGUUCUGAUUUACACUAUGAGUUUCUGUGAGUCGUGCAGUUGCAAUGCAUUACAUUGGUUCAAGGAUCUACAGUUUCUAUUUAUAAUCAUGACAUCGUCUGUUAACUUCUUUUGCUAUGCCAUGCGAUCACCAAGAUUCCGCGAGGCAUUCUCUGCUUUGUUUCAGAUGUUAUGUCGUCGCACUAGACAGUUAACGAUGAAUUCUGAGCCCACCCACACUCCAUCAUCUGCAUGAUCGUGAAAUAGCGUUAGGACAUCGAUGACUGCAAUUAUGAUCAUAAUAUUAAUGGACCGAAGACUAUCUAUC
Messenger RNA from Dendronephthya gigantea, 1074 nucleotides. RefSeq names its product cannabinoid receptor 1-like. The record is from RefSeq and is a predicted model, not a curated record. NCBI's taxonomy places the organism in Eukaryota, Metazoa, Cnidaria, Anthozoa, Malacalcyonacea, Nephtheidae. Gene Ontology annotation, biological process: G protein-coupled receptor signaling pathway. Gene Ontology annotation, molecular function: G protein-coupled receptor activity. Gene Ontology annotation, cellular component: membrane. Bases 1 to 1002 code for a protein of 333 amino acids. The transcript has a single exon.